AUGGAGUUAGAAUACGAUCGCCUGGAAACAGAUCCAAAGCAAAAGAAAAAUCCCAAGAAAACCGCCAACAUCUUCUCCAUUCUUUCAUUCUGGUGGGUGGGACAGCUUCUUGACCUUGGAAGCAAGCGUUCUCUGGAAAAUGAUGAUUUAUUUCCUUUACUUGAAGAGGAUAAAACUCAGACGUCGACUGAAAACCUUUACCGGACGUGGAAUGAAGAGAAGAGUCGCCCCUCAAGCGAGGGAGCUUCAAACGGACGUAGACUGUUUAAAGCGAUUAUCCGAGCGUUUUCCGUCGUUGAUUACCUGUUCAUUUUGAGUGUAGGUUUGGUGCCUGGGGUUUGUAAUGUUCUUCAGCCCGUGUUCUUGAGUCUGCUGUUACCGGCAUUAAUGAAGUACUCGACAAAAGAGGCAUAUAUCUACGCUACUGGAAUCUGUUUGAGUUCUUUCGUGCGUGCUAUUGCUACCCAUCAGUACCGUUACCAUGGAGAUUUAAUGGCUCUUAGAUGGAAAUCAGCAACAGUUGGAAUUGUUUACAGAAAGGUUCUCUGUCUGAGGCAAGCAGAUUUAUCGACUUUAACGAGCGGAUAUGUCAUCAAUCUCAUUGCUUCAGACCUGCAACGUUUUGAUCUAACAGUACUUAGUUUUGUUCUCUUAACUCAAGCACUGUUUGAGAUCCUUAGUGUCUCGAUCUUCAUGUUUUACCUGUUUGGCUGGAAACCCUUGACAGGCGUGAUGUUUCUUAUUACGCUUACAAUUUAUUACGGUAUUAUGGGAAGAGUCUGCAAUACUUUAAGGUCAAAAAUCUCCAAAGUGGCUGAUCAGCGUGUUGAUAUCAUGAACUCCAUCAUUGCUGGAAUUCGCACAGUCAAGAUGUAUGCCUGGGAGUGGCCGUUUAUGGAAAGAGUGCAAAGGAUACGAAGGCAAGAAGUCCGACUAAUUAAAUGGAAAACAGCGAUAUUGGCAACCUUUGCAUCGCUGAUGUACACAUGCACACCGAUUGCAGCUUUCAUUUCUUUGAUUACCGUGGCAUCGACAGGAAUUGAGCUCACCUCAUAUAAUACUUUUAUGAUUUUGUCCCUGAUAAGUACACUGAGAAUGACAGUCUCAGCCAACAUUUCCAUCUAUGUGAACAUUCUAGCAGAUUUCGCGGCAGCUCUGAAUCGCAUCCAAGGUUUACUUGAAUUUGACAAUGACAACAUCGACAAAUAUCUACAGGACACCUUCAUGGAAAAUGGUGGCAAUAAUUCAGGACACGAAAAUAAACUUUCCAAAAGGGAUGAUUCUUCAGGUUUAAACGAAAGUGUCGAAACUGAUAUUCACCGUCACAAAGAUCCUGUCGUUUUACUACAAAACGUCGUUUGCAGUUGGAGUGGAAAUUCUAACACACCAACAUUGAAUUCCCUGUGUUUGUCAGUCGGCCAAGGUGACUUGGUGUUCAUUACUGGUCGCGUGGGCUGUGGUAAGUCGUCCCUUCUGUACACCAUUCUUCGAGAAAUUCCACUUAUUACCGGAGUAAUAUCUUAUCAAGGGAAAAUUGCCUGGGUUGGUCAGCAGCCCUGGAUUUUUUCUGGUACCGUGCGGGACAAUAUUUUGUUUGGCGAGCCAUUUGACCCGAACAGAUAUGAGAAGGCAUUGGAGGCAUGUGACCUGACCAAAGACUUGCAAAGAUUUCCAGAUGGUGAUUUGACUGUUGUUGGAGAACGUGGGACAGUCCUGAGUGGUGGUCAGCAGGCUCGUGUUGAAUUGGCACGCGCAGUGUAUUCCAAUGCAGAUAUCUAUCUACUGGAUGAUCCACUUAGUGCAGUGGACUCAAAGGUGGGGCAUGAUAUCUUUGAAAAGUGUAUCAAUGGCUUAUUGGACAAUAAAACUCGGCUGAUGAUCACUCAUAAUCUCGAGGUCCUGCAAGACGCCAACCACAUCGUAGUAAUGGAAGAAGGUUCAAUUUUGGCCAAAGGUGACUUUUCGACAUUGUGUGCAUCUGGUUUUGACCUAGAUACCAUCGUCCAAGGCGCUGAACAGAAACCUAGUACUGUGCAGAUGGAAAAGCACCUAAGUCAGGGCAUAUUGGAGAAUGAAAUUAAGUCAGAGCAAGAAUAUGCCAGACUGGAAAUUGCUGAAGAAGAUCGCAUGGUUGGUGCUGUAUCGUGGAAAUUAUACUGGCACUACAUCCAAGCUGGAAUGCACGGUAUUCUGGCUACAGCUUUGGCUAUGUUCUUCCUCAUCGUUCAAGGAUCACUCAUACUUCCUGAUUGGUGGCUACUUCAUCUGACACGUCAAUCACAUGACCCGCAGCAGCAGACGGAGAAUCUCUACAUCUAUGGUGGCCUGGUGGCUGCGGCAUUGAUUUUGUCAAUCAUGAGAGCGGGAGCAUUUUUCAACGCAGUAAUAAAUUCCUCUAAUCACCUUCACAACUCGAUGCUAUCAGCAGUCUUAAAAGCUCCGGUUCUUUUCUUCGACACUAAUCCUAUUGGACGGAUACUAAACCGGUUUUCUCGAGAUAUUGGCAUCAUGGAUGAGAUGCUACCAAAAGAUUUCCUAGAUGCUGUUCAACUGCUUCUGUUCUGCGUCGGAGCAGUUGUUCUUCCGUCUAUCCUGAACCCCUGGAUUAUCCUGCCCGCCACCCCGCUCAUAAUCACUUUUAUUCUGAUCGGGCGUUACUACGUAACAACAUCACGUGAUGUGAGGCGACUGGAAGGAGUAAAUCGAAGCCCGGUACUUUCUCAUUUUAGCGACUCGUUGAUGGGACUGGUGACUAUUCGGGCGUAUGAGAGGGAAGAUGGCUUUCUGAAAGCGUUAUACAGAUAUCAAGAUGAUCACAAUAAGGCUUGGUUCUCGAUUUUUUCCGCCAUGAGAUGGUUAGGAGUCCGUCUGGAUAUGAUCUGCGUUAUUUUUGUCACUUUGGUUGUGUUCCUUGCUAUAGCUACGCAGUCUGGUUCAGGCAUUACAGCUCUAUCUCUUGUCUACGCCCUCCAACUUGCAGUAGAUACGUCACAAUAUGGCGUCAGGCAGUGCUCAGAGGUUGAAAAUGAGAUGACGUCCGUAGAACGUGUCAUAACAUAUGCUAACCUUGAGGAGGAACCUGGGUAUGACUGUGAUCAGCAGCUUCAAGACAACUGGCCGGAACAAGGUCGGGUACAAGUAAAGAAUUUGGACCUAGUUUACUACGAGGGUGGACCAGAUAUACUGAAAGAUGUCAAUUUUAGUGUCGAUUCGCAGGAGAAAAUAGGAAUUGUUGGUCGCACUGGAGCUGGCAAGUCGUCACUGGUUUCAGCUCUGUUUCGCAUGCCUCAACCGACUGGAAAAGUCAUUAUUGAUGACGUUGACAUCGGCAAGAUUAACAUCCAAAGCGCUCGUCGAGCCAUGUCAGCCAUUACCCAGAAUCCUAUUCUGUUUACUGGUUCACUGCGCAUGAACUUGGAUCCUUUUGAGAAGUACGCUGAUCAGGAACUCUGGGGUGCAUUAGAAGAAGCUAGUCUGAAGACCAUGGUGGAAAAUUUAUCGAACCAACUGAGUGAGGAGAUUAAAGAAUGUGGAGCAAACUUCAGCGUCGGCGAAAGACAACUUCUGUGUCUGGCUCGCGCUUUAUUGAGGAGAAGCAAGAUUAUCAUCAUGGAUGAAGCAACCGCAAAUGUCGAUUAUAAGACAGAUCAGCAUUACAGCUCUAUCUCUUGUCUACGCCCUCCAACUUGCAGUAGAUACGUCACAAUAUGGCGUCAGGCAGUGCUCAGAGGUUGA
Orbicella faveolata is the source of this 3735-nucleotide messenger RNA. Its product is annotated as ATP-binding cassette sub-family C member 4-like. Gene Ontology annotation, molecular function: ATP binding; ABC-type transporter activity; ATP hydrolysis activity. Lineage: Eukaryota; Metazoa; Cnidaria; Anthozoa; Scleractinia; Merulinidae. Gene Ontology annotation, cellular component: membrane. The record is from RefSeq and is a predicted model, not a curated record. Gene Ontology annotation, biological process: transmembrane transport.